GUCGUAAUGUGGUCCAAUGGAGUAGUAGAAAAAUAGUUUUCGAGAAAAAACACAUUUUGUACAUAGGCCACUUUUUCCAGGGCAUUUGCUGGGAUGCUUAUAUCUCCAUAAAAACUCAUCAAAAAAUUCUGGGAGGCGUCUCAUUAUGACAAAAACACUUUCUUGUAUUAGAUUGUGAGUAAGAAAACUUUUGAAUGUACAGAAAAGGAGAGAAAAGUUUAUGAAACUAAAAAAUUGAGUUUUUUUAGAAAAAACUUCAUAAUGUAUAACUUUUUGAAGAAAGGUCGUGAAGUGCUGGGAGUGAUUUCAUUUUGUAGUCCACAGUUUCCUCUACAUCAGGCUAUGCUCAGCUCAAAAUUCCAAAAUUUUUUAAAAAAGAGGAGGGGAGGUUCAGAGAGGUCUAUGAUUGUUUCUUUCUGUUCAUUUUCUAAAUGCUGCUAAAUAAUUUGUAUUGUUUUUUUUUUGAUAUUUAGAAGAAGAAGAUCGACGUAUUGAAGAUCGAAUGGUUGGAAAAAUGAAUUUGGAUGAAAUGAAAAAAUCAUUGGAUAAUGCUCGUCGAAAUAAUGAACAAUCAUCAUCACAAUGUGAUACAUUGUUAUCAAGUAUUCUUUCAAAAUCAUCAUUGUCUUCUUCAAUUAUGAAUCAUCUCAAUUUUAAUUUACCGUCAAUUGAAUAUGAUUCUUCAUCUAUAAUUUCUACACUUCCAAUUGAUCUUUAUCAUAGUCCAUAUAGUCAUUUUAUUAAAUAUUCAUUAUUUAUUCCAAUAAAAAAUCUUCCAGUUGAUUAUCAACAAUAUUUAUCUCUAUUUUCAAGUUUAUUGUUUCAUACAAAUAUUUCUUAUCAAAAUCAAUAUAUUCCAAAAUUUAAUUUUUGUGAAAUGUUUUCAAAUGAUAUUAUUGAAUCAAGUGUAACAUUGGGUAUAUCUUCUUCAUCACCAAUUCAAUCAGGAUUUAUUGGCGGACAUUAUAUUGAUACAUUAACAAUUAUAUUACAAACAUCUUAUGAUACAUAUCUAAAGAGUAUUGAAUAUUUAAAAUAUAGUUUAUUUGGUAUGAUAUUUGAUGAUUAUAAUAUUAUUAUAGAAGAAUGUGAAAAACAAUUAAAAUAUUUAAUUGAACAAUUACAAGAUGGUGAAUUGAUACAACAACAAUAUUUUAAUUGUUUGAGAUUAAAACAGUCAAAAUCAUCUUAUUAUCAUCAAUUAAAUAUCUUUAAUCAAAAAUUAUUUUUUGAAACUUUAUUAAAAAAUCCAGAAAAAUAUAAAAAAGAUAUAUUACAUAAUUUAGAACAAAUAAGAUUAUUUAUUGUUAAAAAUUUAACACAAUCACAUUUGACUAUUUGUGGAGAUUCUGAUAAAAUUAAACCAAAUAUGAAGAUAUUAGAAGAAUUUUAUAAUGAAUCAAAACAUGUCAGUCUCUCUUCUUUACUACUGGAUAAUUCUUCUCAAGAUAACAAAAAUGAUGAUAAUGGUCAAAAAUAUGUUCAUUCGACUAUUAUUGGAGUGGCGCAUGAAGAAUCAGCUUAUAUUCUUCGAUGGUCAAAUUGUUCAAUAGAUAAAAAUGACCUUAUACCACUUUUGAUCUUUACAACUUAUAUGAAUUUAGAAAAUGGUCCGUUAUGGACGGCUUGUCGUACUAGUGGUCAUGCCUAUGGUGUUUCAUAUGAUUUUGAUUUGACAUCAAAUACCGUUUUAUUGGCAAUUGAACAGUGUUCAGAAGUAACAUUGGCCUACGAUAGUGCAAUGAAAAUAAUUGAUCGAUUAAUUAAUAGACAAAUACCAUUAGAUGAUAAACGUUUUUUAGCGUCAAAAAAUUCUACAUUAUGUUCUCUAAUUGAACAUAUCAAUACAUUAGGAAAAGCGACAAAUGUUUGUCUAAAAUCUUAUUUGAAUGAUUUUAAUUUAGAUAUGUAUCAACAUAUUUUAGAUGAACUAAAAUUGUUCAAAUAUAAUGAGACACUUAUCUAUUCAAUUAUUGAUAAAUAUUUGGAACCAUUAGUCAAUAAUAAUAAAUCAUCAACACUCAUUUUGGUUAAUACAACUAAAAUGAAAAAUACCAAUACAUUUUUAACGAACAAUUAUUUACAUCAAGAUAUUACGAUGAUCAAAGAUAUUAUGAAAUAUUUUAUGGCUGAAAAACGUCGAUAA
Messenger RNA from Didymodactylos carnosus, 2146 nucleotides. The record is from the annotation of a GenBank genome assembly. Lineage: Eukaryota; Metazoa; Rotifera; Eurotatoria; Philodinida; Philodinidae.